CCCAAAAUCGAGAGCUUCGUUCUCUUCCUCUAGCCAAGAGACUUUGUCGAUCGCUGUCGCUAAAUGGAUCGCCGUCGCUUGAAGGGUGAGCUGAAGAAGGAGAGAGUCGAAGAUAAUUGCGAAGCCGAUCAAGAGUCGACUGCCAUGAACUGACCGAAGGAGAGGAGAUCCGAGUUGACUUUUGGUCAGCAGCUUCCGAAUUCGCUAUUCGAGCUUCUCUAGUUAGCCAAUGACUGAUAUGGAUGCGUAGAAUCAGAAGCUAAGCUUCACGGAGAAGAGGAAGAUCGGGAGAUGGAGACUGAGGUUGUUUCGAAGCCGCAUAGGCUCAAGUUUGACGUCUUCCUCAGUUUCCGAGGCGAAGACACGCGCGGCAACAUCACGAAGCGUCUCUACGAGGCGCUUAACGAGAAGGAAAAGAUCCGAGUCUUUUUCGACAACGACGGUAUGAAAAAAGGGGAAGAGGUCGAUCCAAGUCUCGUCGCAGGCAUGGAGGACUCGGCUGCCUCCGUCAUCAUCUUAUCCCCUAAGUAUGCUGAUUCUCACUGGUGCUUAGAUGAAUUAGCUAUGCUCUGCGACCUGAAGAAAUCUCUGAAUCGUUUGAUGAUACCCAUCUUUUACAUGGUCGAUCCCUCGAAUGUCCGCAAACAGAAUGCUCAUUUCGCCAAGGAUUUUGAAAAUCACGCGAAAAGAUUUAGCGAGGAGAAGAUACAGCGAUGGAAGCGAGCAAUGACUUUAGUCGGAAAUCUCUCCGGAUUUGUUUGCAAGGAGUUUGGUAAAGACGACUCAGCUGAUGAUGAGAUGAUAGAGCUUGUGGUGAAAAGGGUUUUAGAAGAAGUGAGAAAUACACCAGAAAAUGUGGGAGAAUUCACGGUUGGGCUCGAAUCACGUGUCGACAGUUUGACGAAUCUGUUUGACAUUGACUCCAAUUCUGGUGUUCAAGUCCUGGGACUUUACGGUAUGGGUGGUAUUGGGAAGACGACUCUUGCUAAAGCUUUCUAUAACAAGAUUGUGGGAAGUUUCAAGCAACGAGUUUUCAUCUCAAACGUUAGAGAAGGGUCAUCAGACCAAGAUGGCUUAGUCAAUCUUCAGAAAACAUUCAUCAAGGAACUUUUCCGUUUGGUAACUGAAAUAGAAGAUGUUAACAGAGGCCUUGAAAAGAUAAAAGAAAAUGUUGCUGAGAAGAAGAUUCUUGCGGUUUUAGAUGAUGUUGAUAAGGUAGACCAGGUUAAUGCCCUGAUUGGUGAAACGAGAUGGUAUGGUGAAGGAAGUCUUAUAGUCAUUACUACCAGAGAUUCUGGGAUUCUGAGUAAGCUCUCAGUGAACCAACAGUAUGAGGUCAAGUGCUUGACUGAGAUGCAGGCGUUGAAGCUGUUUAGUUAUCAUUCACUACGAAAAGCAAAACCAACAGCUGGUUUAUUGGAGUUGUCGAAAAUGAUGGUCGAGAUGACCGGACUGUUGCCACUGGCUGUUAAAGUGUUUGGUUCUCUUUUGUAUGACAAGGAGAAAGAGGAAUGGCAAGCUCUACUGGAGAAGCUGAAAAAUUCCCAACCAAACAAGCUUCAUGGUGUUCUGGCCCUGAGUUUCGAGUCUUUAGACGAUGAAGAAAAGAAAAUAUUUCUCGACAUUGCGUGUCUCUUUAUGAUAAUGAAGAUAACAGAAGAAGAAGUUGUCGACGUGCUAAAAGGAUGUGGGCUAAACGCUGAGGCUGCUCUCAGUGUCCUCAGACAGAAAUCUCUCGUUGAGAUCAAGGCAGACGAUACUAUCUGGAUGCAUGAUCAAAUUAGAGACAUGGGUAGGCAGAUGGUCCGUAAAGAAAACGAUGAGGAUCCUGGAAUGCGAAGUAGACUCUGGGAUCGUGGUGAAAUUAUGAAUGUAUUGAACAAUAUGAAGGGAACAACAUCCAUCCGAGGAAUCGUACUUGACUUCAACAAGAAGUUUCCUAGUGACCCGACUGCAAAUGAAAUUGCAUCCAGGAAUCUACACAAAAAUCCUGGCAAAUUCUCUGUGUUAAAUUACUUGAAGAAUAAACUUGUAAAAUUCCCAGCAGAGGAAAAGCCAAAAAGUUCUGGAAUCACCAUUCCCGUAGAGUCUUUUGUACCAAUGACGAAGUUGAGACUUCUUCAGAUUAAUAACGUGGAACUGGAAGGAAAUCUUAAACUCCUCCCAUCUGAACUCAGGUGGAUACAGUGGAAAGGUUGUCCAUUAGAAAAUCUCCCCCCAGAUUUUCUUGCUCGGCAACUUGCUGUUCUUGAUCUUUCAGAGAGUAGAAUAAGAAAUAUCCCGAGUUUCUGUAGUAAAAAUGUGGAUGUGAAUUUGAAGGUUGUAAAUUUGCGUGGUUGCCAUAGCUUAGAAGCCAUUCCUGAUUUAUCAAAUCAUAAAGCCCUAGAGAAGCUUGUUCUGGAGCGAUGCAAGCUUCUGGUGAAGGUUCCUACAUCAGUUGGUAAUCUUAAAACAUUGCUUCACCUGGACUUCAGAAACUGUUUGAACCUUGCUGAAUUUCUUGUUGAUGUUUCUGGACUGAAGCAUGUUGAAAAACUUUUCCUCUCUGGCUGUUCAAAUCUGAGUGUGUUACCAGAAAAUAUUGGUGCCAUGACAUGCUUGAAAGAGCUUCUACUUGAUGGAACAGCAAUAAAUAACUUGCCGGAAUCUAUAUACCGCCUCCAAAAGCUUGAGGAGCUUAGUCUAAAGGGUUGCAGAUCUAUUCAAGAGCUACCUAUGGGCAUAGGAACGUUAACAUCACUGGAGAAGCUAUAUCUUGAUGAUACUGCAUUGAAAAACCUUCCGAGUUCUAUAAAAUAUCUGAAACAUCUCAAGAAGUUGCAUUUAGGACGCUGCAGAUCCCUUUCUGAGAUUCCGGACACUAUCAAUGAGCUUAGAUUAUUGAAGGAAUUUUUCAUUAACGGAAGCGCGGUGGAGGAGCUACCUGCUAUAAAAUCAGGCUCACUGCCAUGUUUAACUGACUUUUCAGCAGGAGAAUGCAAAUAUCUGAAACAGGUUCCGAGUUCAAUUGGUGGACUGAGUUCUCUUCUCCAACUUCAGUUGAAUAGUACCUUAAUUGAAACUCUACCAAAAGAGAUUGGUGACUUGCAUUUCAUUCGCAAACUUGAGUUAAGAAACUGCAAAUUUCUGAAGUUUUUGCCUGGAUCAAUCGGAGAUAUGGACACACUCCAAAGCUUAGACCUUGAAGGCUCCAACAUUGAGGAACUACCCGAAGAGUUUGGCAAGCUUGAAAAGCUAGUCACACUCCGAAUGAACAAGUGUGAAAUGCUCAAGAAGCUUCCUGAAUCAUUUGGAGACCUGAAAUCUCUUCGCUAUCUAUACAUGCAGGAAACUUUGGUGGUAGAGCUGCCACAAAGCUUUGGAAACCUGUCAAAUCUAACGGUAUUGAAAAUGCUUAAAAGGCCUCUUUUUAGAAGUUUUGGGGGUGGUGCUCCAGGUACAAGCAAAGAAUUACCAAAAUCUUUCUCAAAACUCGUGUCGCUCGAGGAACUGAAUGCGUGCAGUUGGGGAAUAUCUGGUAAAAUUCCAGAUGCUUUUGAGAAGCUUUCGUCUCUAAAGAUACUGUAUCUUGGGAAUAAUUAUUUUCACAGUCUUCCGGCUAGCCUGAAGAAGUUAUCAAGUCUCAAAGAACUUUCAUUGUAUGACUGCCGAGAGCUCAAGUGUAUUCCUCCUCUCCCAUGUAAACUAGAGCAGCUAAACCUGGCAAACUGCUUGUCAUUGGAGAGUGUAUCCGACCUUUCAGAGCUGACAGUCUUGCACGAGCUCAAUCUCACAAACUGUGAGAAAGUGAAUGAUAUCCCAGGCCUAGAGAAAGUGACGGCUUUGAAACGAUUAUACAUGAGUGGAUGUAACUCUACAUGCUCCCGUGAAGUUAAGAAAAGACUUUCCAAGGCUUCUUUGAAAAUGAUCCGGAAUCUCAGCUUGCCUGGAAACAGAAUCCCGGACUGGUUUUCACAAGGCCCUCUCACAUUCUCAGCUCAACCGAACAGAGAGCUCAGAGGUGUAAUAUUGGCUGUUGUUGUGGCUCUUAACCAUGAAAAUAAAGAUGAUUACCAGCUGCCUGAUGUGAUGGAGGUUCAAGCCCAAAUUCUCGACAUUGAUCACGUCGCGUUUUACACCCACACGUUACACCUUUGUGGAGUGCCCAUAACAAGUAAUGAUCAACUCCACAUCUGCCGAUACCCAGCUUUGCAUCCAAUGGUUAGGUCGUUUAAAGACGGGUACACCAUUCAAGUGAUCAAACGAGAACCACCAUACAAACCAGGCGUUGAACUAAAGAUGCAUGGGAUUCAUCUGGUUUACGAGGGCGAUGAUGAUAUUACAGAAGAAGAACGUUUCUUAAACGAGACACAGCAAACCGUUUCGCAGAAACUUGCCAAUUUUUUCAGCUCCUUCAAAGAAGAAGGCGAUGCUACUGUAACAUGAUUUGCUACAGAGAGUCAAAAGUGUCCUGCUCAGUACUCCAACAAAUGGUACUCUCUCCCUCUUUCUGAUGUAUAUGAAACAAGCAUCCCCACUAUAGUAACAUGCCCAUUGUUCAGGUGAUACAAGUUUGCCCAAAAACGUUGCCUCUCUUUUCGUUAUGUCACAAAAUGGAUUCUCGGUCGUUAUGUGAGAGAAGCCUAAAUCUGCCUUUGGUUUAUGUUAUGAAGAAUAAAUUAGUUUCAUUUUGAUUCAUUUGUCUUGAAGGUCUGUUGACUAGUUCUAAGUAGAAUAAGUCUUGCUUUCGAUUCUUUAGGAAGCAAGUACAAGUUUGUUAUGCAUUUGUUUCGGUCAAUUUGUUGUACGUGACUCCAGUCUAUUUAAGUGACUUGUUUAUUCUGUUUUCAGUAUCAAUCAGAGAAGCAUUC
This is a messenger RNA of Eutrema salsugineum, 4850 nucleotides long. RefSeq names its product disease resistance protein TAO1. The transcript is spliced from 5 exons. Bases 292 to 4425 code for a protein of 1377 amino acids. Gene Ontology annotation, molecular function: ADP binding. Lineage: Eukaryota; Viridiplantae; Streptophyta; Magnoliopsida; Brassicales; Brassicaceae. The record is from RefSeq and is a predicted model, not a curated record. Gene Ontology annotation, biological process: signal transduction; defense response.